AUGAAUCUCAAGUCUUUAUUUCAUUGGCUUAUUCGAAAAGUAUUCGAUUAUAAUCUCUUUAUGCUCGAAGAAGAUGAGUAUCAUGACGAUGAUGAAGUACAAGAUCCAGCAAUUGUUCUUAAACAUCAAAAAUAUAAAACUUGGUUACAUAACAAAACUCUUUCAUGUCCAUGUUCAUCAACCAGCAUAUCUUAUAAAAAUUUUGUUUCCAAUACAAUCAAAGUCCAUCCUGUUUGUUCGAGUCGUUUCGUUAGUCAAGAAUGGAUUCAUGCAUUAUAUUUAUCGAAUGCAAGUCGAUAUGGAGUGUCGGAUUUUCGAACAACAGCUAGUUCUCAGUUUGAAAUUUUGUCCAGUUUUUGUUCAUUGGCUCAAGACAUAGUUAAUCAUACUGAAAAUGAUGUCAGUAGUAACGAAUUUGUUACUAUUUAUCUUCUUCCUGAUACACAAGUUGAACACGAAGUAAAUGUCAUCAUUGAAUCUUUUAAGAAAAGUGCAUCUGCU
Molecule: messenger RNA, 501 nt
Organism: Adineta steineri
Lineage: Eukaryota; Metazoa; Rotifera; Eurotatoria; Adinetida; Adinetidae
Source: the annotation of a GenBank genome assembly